AUAACUUUCCCCUCGUAAAGGUUUUUAACCCCGUGGUUCAAACUAACGUUCAGUCAACAAUAAAAAGCCAAAUAAAUAAUUCAGUUUUUCACGCGAACGAAGCAGGAGAUCGCUUCUAAUUUAUUAUAUUUUAUUUAAUCUUAAAGUAAAGCAGUCAAUUCUCAGUGAUUUUUUGUGGAAAGCUGAAGUUUUCGUCAAAAGAUACAAAAAGACAUGUCGAACUUUGUUAUAUUUGAGGAUCAGGAAAAUGUGCACGAGAAAGGACUCGGAGCUGUCGGAGGUGCCAAAAAAGAACGACAGAAGCUAAUGCCACUGGGAAAUAAGGCAAUAAACAAUGAGAAUGCCUUCGAAAAUCAGGGAAAAAAGAUACAGAAAGCAUCUGAAUCGUCAUCGACAAUCAUAAGUGGAACAUAUAUUCAGAAAAAUGUGUUUGUAACUAAGGAGGAUCAGAAAAUAAAAGCAUCCGUUAAAGUAGAGGAAGUUGCUUGUGAGGAAGAAUCGAUCAUAAAUGUUACAAGCGAUGAAUGGUCCACAGAUAAUCUGGAAGCAUCAUCGUUCAGUUAUCGAACAACGAAAGAUAUUCAUGCUAAAGAUGAAAUUGCAACGCCCAUGUCGAUAAUUGAACCAUCAACACCAAUGUCAAUUGAUAAAUCAGUUUUGGGAGGAAAUUUAUCUCAUAAAUCUAUCAUAAGGAACGAUCGUGACAGAUUUUUCGAGGUUUACGAAUAUCAAAAAGAUAUUCUUGAAUAUUUGAAACAAGUCGAAUCUCAAAAGAACAUACGACCAAGAGCUGAGUACAUGAAGAAACAGCCAGAUAUAAAUGACAGUAUGCGAGCUAUUCUUGUCGAUUGGUUGGUUGAAGUGAGUGAAGAAUAUCGUUUGCAAAGUGAAACUCUUUGCUUGGCGGUUAAUUACAUUGAUCGCUUCUUGAGUUACAUGUCGGUUGUUCGAGCUAAAUUGCAACUUGUCGGAACAGCAGCAAUGUUUAUUGCAUCCAAAUACGAGGAAAUUUAUCCACCUGAGAUCGGAGAAUUUGUUUACAUCACAGACGACACAUACACAAAGCAGCAAGUGCUUCGCAUGGAGAAAUUGCUUUUGAAAGUUUUGUCGUUCGAUUUAUGUGCUCCUUCAGCAUUGGCCUUCAUAAAUCUCUACUCAUCAAUGAUAAACAUUCCCGAUAAAGUAAAGUUCUUGGCUCAGUAUCUUUGUGAACUUUCAUUGCUGCGAGCUUUGCCAUUCUUAAACUACACACCAUCUCGACUAUCUGCAGCUGCAUUGGCAAUGGCUUACCACACAUUUGGCUUCCCAAUUUGGAAUAAGAAGAUGAGGGACACUUUUGGCUACGAGAUUGAAGAAUUGACAGAAAUCAUUGCUCAUCUUAGUGAAAUUCAUGUCGAAGCCGAAAGCAUGACACAGCAAGCAAUUCAGGAGAAAUAUAAAGCGGGAAAGUAUCUCCAAGUGUCAUCCGUAAAAGCAAAACAGAUUCUGAAUGAGGAGUUAAAUGAAAUCAUCGCUAAGCUUGAUGAGAACGACGACUUAAACUCAACAGCAGAAAAUAUUGAAAAUGUGCGGCAAAAAACUGAAAUGCUCUUCAAUUAGAUAGAUGUGAGAUUUCCUAUCGCUCUCCUUUUUUUCUUAGUUAAGUUAAUUUAAUGAGUUUUUUUUAAUAUUUCAAUUAUUUCAUCAUCUAGAGAUGAUGGUCGAUAUCUUUAGAUAGAAUAAGCUCAUGUGCUAUCAAUUUAUCUCUUAAACAAUGAACGAUUACCAUUCAUAGCUCUCAUUUUUAUGUAUUAAAUUUAUUUGGUUUGUAUUUUUCUGAUAAAUUUAAUUUUUCUCGUAUUUUUUGACGCUUAAUUAUCUAUCACGAUUAUUGUAAGUUCAUAGUUAAACAAACUUUUUUUGUCUACUCGAAAAAUCCAAAGCCUUGCCCAAAGUUCCGUCUCAGUUUAAAGAAAGAAAGGAAGUGCCAUUUCGGCUAUAACUCAUGGAUUAUAUUAUCAGGACAUUUCUCUAACAUGUAAACCAAAUUGGCAAUAAAAUUUCUUUUUUUUUAUUCCUUAAAAAAGAUAAGUUAAGCUUAUUAAAUAUAAAAGAAAAAUAUGAAGAGAGUUUUCUAAAUUUUCGAACUUUUUUUAAAUAUCAUAAAAAGAAAGAUCACAAAAUGACAUUUGUUAAGAUCUAGGUAUUUAAGUUUUCUGCACAAAACUUAAAAACGUUUUCGAGUUUCAAGUAAAAAUAUGAAAGUCUGGAAUAAAAAUCAUUCGACUUUAAAGUUUCACAAUACGUUAAUUAAUAAGAUAUGUUCAGUGUGUAUGUGUAAGUUAUGUAAGACAAAUAAAUCUUAUUCCAACUUUCAUGCAAUAA
Molecule: messenger RNA, 2364 nt
Organism: Clunio marinus
Lineage: Eukaryota; Metazoa; Arthropoda; Insecta; Diptera; Chironomidae
Source: the annotation of a GenBank genome assembly